CUCCGUCGCAAGGCGUACGCCGCGUUCGGAGCUACACCGCGGCAAGAUGAAGUAAACCGCCGCUCUGUAAGCUGAUGAGUUCACGCACAACACGAUAGCCGGGAGGGCGAUUAUUCUCCAAGCUGAUGUGACACCAGCAAAGAUCUCGAACCCAGCCUCCCUCAUUUGUCAGCGUGCACGAUGCGUCACUGCUGAAAACCUCAGUUCCACUUCUUCAGAACUGCACUUCCUGUUCCUUCAGAUCAGGUAGCGGCUCGCUGCUCGCCACGCCGUCAGCUGGGCCGCACGUUUCGACGUUGACUUUGCCCCGUAGGAAGCCGAUUCUCCGGGAUCUCCAGCGAAGAAAUCCCCGCUACUCUCGAACCGGAAACUCUUCACCUUUUCCCCGGAUGGCAGAGACUCAGCAUCUCAUGCUUUGGACCGUGGUGCUGUUGAAUGUAGCCCUGGUCAAGAGCAUCCAUCAGGACAAUGAGACUCUAACUACAUCCAGCUCCGGUGAACCUAAUGGAACUCUGGGAAGCUCCAUGUCCAACACAACUGGAAACAGGCCAGAAGCAGUGCCCACAAAAGGGGAGGGCUUGUCCCUGUCAUCUAGAGCAGCUUCUGCAAGGUCUGUGACAACUGGAGACCAACGGCUGACAAGCACCUCUGCUACGGUCCCUGUCGUGGAAACUACCAAUGGCCAGCCUACACCCAGCCCUGAGCAUUCCACCAGGGUUUCACAUGAGCACACCACCAACGUUGUUUCACAUUCAGACACCCCAACUUCUCCAAAGUCUCCAUCGAGCUUUACUGAAAACCAUGAUCAAUAUACCUCGGUGGGAACCACAACUGAUGCUGCAACAUCGUUUCACUCAACACAGCAUAAAGUUUUCUCCAGUGGAUCUUGGGAUUCAGAUCCACAGUCGGCUAGAACCACAUCUAUAUCCCCUGACUCUACUCCACCUGAAACUAACCAUACGGUAUUUUACUCCACCUCAGGAUCAGAUGACUCUAACUCCAGUUCAGCUGUGCCUUACGUCCACCCCGGCUCCGUAAACUCGAAUUCAGCCUCUCCUAGUUUCACAACCUCAUCCACUAAUUCCACCAGCUCCUCCAAGAAUGUUCUCAUCCCCAGGACUAACCCAAAAGAACGGCCAGUGGCUACCACUUCAGUGGACACAAAGCCACCCACUGUGGCCCCUGAAGGAGGUGGUCCAUCAGGGGACAAAGGAGAGAGCUUUUGCUCUACAGCCACAUCACGCAGGGAUGGGCUGGUGUCUCAGUGUCUCAUUGCCAUCGCCUCAUUGGCAGCUGUGGCCACCACCUUCUUAGUCUCCACUAUUGUCCUCUGCACCAAGCUCUCUGCCUACAAACACCGGUUCAAAAUAAUCAAGAACCAGGGCACUGAGAUGGUGUGCAUCUCCAGCCUGCUCCCAGAUGGUGAGGUUUCCCAAGGGAGGCUGCGCAUCCCAAAGAGCAACGGCGCGUUGAUCCCAAGUGGCGAUGACAGCGAGGGGGAUGAUCUCACGCUCCACAGCUUCCUGCCAGAGAACGAUCGCGGCUGAACUCCACCUGGAGGUGGCAUUUCCAUGAAAUCACAGAAAGAAAAAGAGAACUAGAACUUGUGAUGCAUCCAUGAUAGGAAUCAUGAGUUUCUUUCUUAUUGUGAACAUGCAGGUAAAUGACCUUCCGCUUGCAGUAUCUUCAACAGUUAUCCAGUUAUCGCUGGUGCCCAGACUUGACUGGGAUCAAGCUGAUGAUCAGGUCUUCAAUGAAAGGUGUUUCCAGUCAUCAUCUGGCACCAGACUUGUUAAUUUCCUUGAUUCUUUGCAUCUAGAACUUCUGUUCUUCCACCAUCCAGAAGGAAAAAAAAAAAAACGAUAGUAAUGUAUAUGUUGUAUAUCUUUACCAUAACAUCAGUGACUGACUGCUUGUUCGUGCACCAUGUAAUUCCUCUUCCCCCAACACUUUCACAGUCCCGACCUAUGACUUCUUAAUUUUCACAAGCUGAAGGUAUUUUCAAAAAUGUUUUCAUGGUUAUAUAACGUCCACAGGUCUGUGGCUGCUGGUUACUCAGGGAUGAAACGACAGCAAAUUCUGAACCAAACUCCUAUUUAAAGGAAAGACAACAAAGGGACACUUGUCAGAAUCCCCCACUGUGCAGAGUUUGUUAGAGGGAUUAGUGAGUCAGCAAAAAAACUCUUUACUUUCUACUGAAAUGGGAUAUUCCACAGCGCUGGACGUCAGUUUUAAUACCCGAAAAGUGGUGGAAGCUCAGAAACUCGGUCGAUGGACAGAUGGACCUGGUCACUUCAUGGGGUCUCUGGCUGAGUUCAAGCUUCGCGUUCUGUCCUUGUUGCAGUCAUUAUAUGCGAAUAUAUAGUUUUAUAUAUAUGUAUAUGAUAUAUGUAAAUAUUGAAACGUGGUAAAUCCAAAAGUAUCCGCAAUAAUUUGCUUUUGACCAGAGUACUAAAAUUUUUGACUUUCCUUUGUACAUAUUCCCUUCCGCCGUGCCAAAAAAACAUUUUAAACCAAUCUGGCUCAUCGAGGCUGGAAGAUCUGCCGUACCAAGUUUAAAAAUCUCGUAAUUCAGAGCAGCUGUCUUUAUCUAAAAGCUAUUGCUCUUCUGUCCUGACCAACCUUGAGCCUUGUCUGUAUUUGCUUUGGUCUACUGUAUAUACUCUAUAAACAAGAACUUUUUUAAUAUAUACUCGCCAGUUUAUAAAAUACAUAC
Scleropages formosus (Asian bonytongue) is the source of this 2716-nucleotide messenger RNA. RefSeq names its product selectin P ligand (gene selplg). Bases 390 to 1547 code for a protein of 385 amino acids. Lineage: Eukaryota; Metazoa; Chordata; Actinopteri; Osteoglossiformes; Osteoglossidae. The record is from RefSeq and is a predicted model, not a curated record. Gene Ontology annotation, biological process: leukocyte tethering or rolling. Gene Ontology annotation, cellular component: plasma membrane. The transcript is spliced from 2 exons.